AUGGUGACAUGUAUUGUAAUAUCCUGCAUCAGAGUGGAAUUUUUGCCGCAUGAUCCCAAUCCCAAUGGUCCGGAUGGGAUGAUCAACUCUGAAGACGAAGAGAAGAUAAAGCUGUUUCAAGAACGGAUUAAAAUAGGAAAUUUUAAUUCUCAAGCACGACGGGGACGAAACCCUCUGGAAGAGGAAACGUACAAAACCCUCCUCGAAAGGAAAGAGGCGGUGGAGCAAUGGGAUGACAACACCAGCUACUUGGAGAUGAUAAGAAUGGUGCAGCUACCCAGCAGCUUAGAAAAUGGACCAAUGGAAGGUGCCAUUGUCAUGGAAGGAUAUGGAUUGGUCCAAGCUGCUGGAGGAAUGUCUUCACGCCAUUGGUUGCAUAGAGGAGAGGUGUCACAUCCUGAAGCAAGGAGAUGCCACCACCAGCUUCCCUCCAAGCCUAUAAAUAGGACCCUUGGCCUCAUUUCCAAACCACACCAAAAUCAGAAAGAAAGAGAGAGAAAGUAG
Microthlaspi erraticum is the source of this 504-nucleotide messenger RNA. NCBI's taxonomy places the organism in Eukaryota, Viridiplantae, Streptophyta, Magnoliopsida, Brassicales, Brassicaceae. The record is from the annotation of a GenBank genome assembly.